Gigantopelta aegis is the source of this 3800-nucleotide messenger RNA. RefSeq lists its product as uncharacterized. The coding region runs from base 108 to 2795 and encodes 895 amino acids. Lineage: Eukaryota; Metazoa; Mollusca; Gastropoda; Neomphalida; Peltospiridae. The record is from RefSeq and is a predicted model, not a curated record. The transcript has 11 exons.
GUUAGUGUUGAAUUUCAUAGUACUCGCGUAUAUUAUAUUAAAACAAUCUAACAGUCGAGUUACGCUGGUUUAUAGACUUGAAAUUCGUUGCUUCUAAAACUGUUGAGAUGCAUUUCUGUGUGUUUUUAGCCGUUCUAGUAUUAGUCAGCGGUUCAUCGCUUGAUCUCACUGGGUCUUCCUCUCAUGCAGUUCUAGGAGAGUCUUUUACAUUCACCUGUACAGUCAAGCAGGCGGUUGGUCUUGUCAAUGCAGUAUAUUUUAGUAAGGCAACAUCCUCGAGGCCGUUAGGUACUCUCUACCAAAAAGGCAAUUCGUGUAUUUUGUCUGCUAUUCCAAAACCAGGUUACUUUCUAUCCUGUGGAAGUGGAACAGACAUCAGUUCGUCCAGCACUAAGAACUACACCCUAAAGAUCAACAGAGCUGCACACCUUGAUGCUACAGAUUGGUGGUGUGGACAGAAUAAACGUGACAGAAAGAGUUCGAUAUUUAGACUGCAAUUAUAUUAUGGUCCACACAAUGUUGCACUCGAUCCUGCCUCUACUGGACAUGUUACAGAAGGAGACAGUCUGACUGUGAACUGCACGGCACAGUGUAACCCAUCACCGUGUUCCUUCUCAUGGACAGUCAAAAACGACACAGUCUCAUCAGGCCCUCUAUUGUCACUGACAGACAUCAGCUUGAAUAAGAACGGAAGUGUUUAUGUGUGUACAGUUAACAACACUGCCAUUCAAAACUCUACAACAAUAGAAUUCACGCUAAUUGUUAAACGUUCAUCACUUGAUCUCGCUGGGUCUUCCUCUCAUGCAGUUCUAGGAGAGUCUUUUACAUUCACCUGUACAGUCAAGCAGGCGGUUGGUCUUGUUCAUGCAGUAUAUUUUCGUAAGACAACAUCGUCGAGUGCGUUAGGUACUCUCUACCAAAAAGGUGAUUCGUGUGUUUUGUCUGAUACUCCAAAACCAGGUUACUUUCCAUCAUGUGGAAGUGGAACAGAUAUCAGUUCGUCCAGCACUAAGAACUAUACUCUAAAGAUCAACAGAGCUGCACACCUUGAUGCUACAGAUUGGUUUUGUGGACUGGGUAAUGGUGAAAUAAAGAGUUCGAAAUUUAGACUGCAAUUAUAUUACGGUCCACAGAAUGUAGCACUCGGUUCUGCAUCUACAGAAGGAGACAGUCUGACUGUGAACUGCACGGGACAGUGUAAGCCGUCACCAUGUUCCUUCUCAUGGACAGUCAAACACGACACAGUCUCAUCAGGUCCUUUGUUGUCACUGACAGGCAUAAGCAGUAAUAUGAAUGGAAAUGUGUACAUAUGUAAUGUUACCAACACUGCCAUUCAAAACUCUAAAAUAAUAGGUUUCCAGCUAAUGGUUAAAGCUUUACUUUUUAUCACUGGGUCUUCCUCUCAUGCAGUUCUUGGCGAGUCUUUUAUAAUCACCUGUACAGUCAAGCAGGCGGUUGGUCUUGUUAAUGCAGUAUAUUUUCGUAAGACAACAUCCUUGAGUGCGUUAGGUACUCUCUACCAAAAAGGCGAUAGGUGUGUUUUGUCUGAUACUGCAGAACCAGGUUACUUCCCAUCCUGUGGAAGUGGAACAGACAUCAGUUCGUCCAUCACUAAGAACUAUACUUUAAAGAUCAACAGAACUGCACACCUUGAUGCUACAGACUGGUGGUGUGGACUGAGUAAUACUGCAAUAAAGAGUUCGAAAUUUAAACUGCAAUUAUAUUAUGGUCCACACAUUGUUGCACUCAAUCCUGCAUCUACUGAGCAUGUUAGAGAAGGAGACAGUCUGUCUGUGAACUGCACGGCGCAGUGUAACCCAUCACCAUGUUCCUUCUCAUGGACAGUCAAUAAUGACACAGUCUCAUCAGGCGCUCUAUUAUCACUGCCAGACGUCAGCAACAAUAUGAACGGAAGUGUCUACAUGUGUACAGCUAACAACACUGUCAUCCAAAACUCUACAACAAUAGAAUUCACGCUAAUUGUUACACGUUUAUCGCUUGAUCUCACUGGGUCUUCCUCUCAUGCAGUUCUAGGCAAGUCUGUUACAUUCACCUGUACAGUCAAGCAGGCGGUUGGUCUUGUUAAUGCAGUAUAUUUUCGUAAGACAACAUCGUCGAGUGCGUUAGGUACUCUCUACCAAAAAGGCGAUUCAUGUGUUGUGUCUGAUACUCCAAAACAAGGUUACGUUCCAUCCUGUGGAAGUGGAACAGACAUCAGUUCGUCUAGCACUAAGAACUAUACUCUAAAGAUCAACAGAACUGCACACCUUGAUGCUACAGACUGGUGGUGUGAACUGAGUAAUACUGCAAUAAAGAGUUCGAAAUUUAAACUGCAAUUAUAUUAUGGUCCACACAAUGUUGCACUCGAUCCUGCCUCUACUGGACAUGUUACAGAAGGAGACAGUCUGACUGUGAACUGCACGGCACAGUGUAACCCAUCACCAUGUUCCUUCUCAUGGACAGUCAAAAACGACACAGUCUCAUCAGGCGCUCUAUUGUCACUGACAGACAUCAGCAGGAAUAAGAACGGAAGUGUCUACGUGUGUACAGUUAACAACACUGCCAUUCAAAACUCUACAACAAUAGAAUUCACGCUAAUUGUUACAGAUGAUCCAAAACGCACUUCUUCCUCAAGAUUACGUGCAGGUCCAUAUGUAGGUGCAGGUCCAGGUGCUGCUAUAUCGGGAAUUGUUGUCGCUGUUCUAUUUGCUCUUGCUAUUCCUACUGUUUGGAUUAUUUAUAGCAGGAAAAUAAAGAAGCAAGCCAAUGAUGGGCAGAACGAAUCUAAUAAGUAAGGAAAACCAAAAUCAAGCUCACAACCUAACAUAUUUCUGUAAUUACUACCUGAAUUCGUGAGAGAGAAAGAUGCUGGCACCAGAAGUCCACAGUUGUCGUUUUCGAUUUGUAUGAAACUGUAUUCGUAAACAAGGCUUCUUUUUUUCUUCCUUUUUGUUUUGUUUUUUUCUUUUUGUUUUUUGGUUAAAGAUUGUGUUACCUUUGAGUGUUCCAGUAAUUUAUAUUUGGUCGGGGUUUUUUAAAAUAAAAUUACAGCUCAAAUUAUACUAUACUUGCAGUACCAUAGUUAGAAGUGAAGUAUUUCAAUAAUGUUACAUUACUUGUCAAAAAUAACUAUAGCCUGUUUGCAUCAAAUGGUAACUGAUGAAUUAGCUUGUAACUGUAUAAUAAAUAAUAUAAAAACUAAUUUAAAAACAUUAUUAGUUUUAAACUUAUAACAUUUUCAAAAAAGAGGUGUUGCUUAAAAAGUAUCGGCUGUAUACAUUAUAUCUCAAAAUGCUGGAACAGCAAAGUUAGGCAUUUUUACCUGAAUUGUUACUUACAACCAAUUAAAACAGUACAAGGACAUUAAAGGCAUAAUUGCACGUGCAAUAGUUUUUUUACCUUCGCUGUUCCAUUAAAUGUUUUAAUUUUUUUUAAAUCAAAUAUGCUUUUAAUUUGGAAUACAAAGGGACAAUCUUUAGUUUGAUAUCAUUAUAACAUGUUUUCGAAUAACAGAAUUUUUUAUUACUAAACUUAUACAUUAAUGAUAUUUUCUUGUUUGUAAUAUCAGCGUCUGUAUAAACAAGGUGGUUUUUGCCUUCCAAUAAUUUUGAACGUACGAAAAACCAAAUAUUACAAAUUAAAAUGAAAAAUCACUUCUACAAACAUUAUGAUACAUACACUAGAUAUACAGACACGGGUAUUCUAAACAAGAAAAUGUAUUUAAUAUGUAAUUUUAGUCACUAAAACGAUUGUGUCGGAAACAUCUUACAGUUGCAACAAACUCAGGACAGUUCCUUUAA